Messenger RNA from Saprolegnia parasitica CBS 223.65, 1778 nucleotides. RefSeq lists its product as hypothetical. The record is from RefSeq and is a predicted model, not a curated record. Gene Ontology annotation, cellular component: membrane. Gene Ontology annotation, biological process: amino acid transport; transmembrane transport. Bases 9 to 1709 code for a protein of 566 amino acids. NCBI's taxonomy places the organism in Eukaryota, Oomycota, Saprolegniomycetes, Saprolegniales, Saprolegniaceae. The transcript is spliced from 7 exons. Gene Ontology annotation, molecular function: amino acid transmembrane transporter activity.
CGUCCUCGAUGCAGCAGCAGCCAGGUCUCUGGGCGCGCGCAACGCACCGCAAGUCGCUCGCGCAGCUCCGCGACGAAGAGAGCCACGAGACGAACGAGCGCUCGCUGCAGCUCUUCGAUCUGAUCAUGAUUGGCAUCGGUGGCACGGUUGGCAGCGGCGUCUUCGCCACGGCCGGCUUGAUUGCCCGCAACUAUGCCGGACCUGCGGCGGUGCUGAGCUGGAUCUUUGCGGGCGCUGGCUGCAUCCUCAGCAGCGGCGCGUUCAUGGAGCUCUCGUGCCUCAUCCCGGCCGAUGGCUCGACGUACGCGUAUGCCUACCAUGCGCUCGGCGAGCUCCCGGCGACGAUCGCGGGCUUUCUCUUGACGCUCGAGUAUGGCAUCUCGAGCGCCGGCAACGCGCGUGCAUGGAGCGGCAAGUUUGUCGUGUGGCUCAAGCUCCUCUUCAACGUCGACAGCCCCGCGUGGAUGCGCCCUGCCGGCACUUCGAUUGAUCUCUACGCAGGCCUUCUCUUGACGGUCUGUGUGCUCAUCGUGCUGGGCGGCAUGACGCUCGGGAAGCGUCUCAUCAACGUCAUUACGCUCACCAAGAUCGCAGUUGUCCUCUUCAUCAUUAUCGCGGGUCUGACCAAGUUCGAGUACGCCAACGUGACGCCGUUCGUGCCGCCGUCAACGACCAACGCGUCGGGGCAAACCGUCUUUGGGUGGCCCGGCGUCAUGCUCGGAGCGAGCGCGAGCUUCUACGGCUACAUUGGCUAUGACGAAGUGUGCUGCUUGGCGGGCGAAGCCGUCAACCCGCGCAAGAACAUCCCGCGCGCCGUCCUCGGGACCGUGCUCGGCGCCGCGACACUCUCCAUUCUAGCGACGCUCUCUAUCGUGGGCAUGCAGCACUACGCCGCCAUUGACGUCGACGAGUCGUUUGGCGAAGCCUUUAAAUCGGUCGGGUACCACUGGGCGUCGCCGAUCGUCGAGACGGGCGAAGUGCUCACGAUGCCGGUCGGGAUCCUCAUUGGGUUUCUGGCGCAGCCGCGUGUGCAGUGCGCCAUGGCCAAAGACGGCCUUAUGCCGGCAGUCUUCAAGCGCUUGGACGCGCAUGGCAACCCACGCAUGGGUGCGAUUCUCUGCGGCCUCUUCCUCAUCGUGCUCGCGACCUGCGUCGAGUUUCACGUGCUCUGGAAUUUCAUUUCGUUGGGUAUCCUCCUCGCCUUCAACAUGACCAACCUCUCGCUCCUCGUCGUCCGCUACGAGGCGACGCAGAUCGAGUGCGCGUCCGUGCAGCUCAAGCUGCCGUUCGUGCUUGGCGUCUUCUCGCUCGCGUCGUGGCUCGCCGCGUGGCACUGGCAGGAAGCGAUCAUUGCGCCGUCGCGCACUGAGGGCUACGUGUACGAGUACAUGGCUGCUGCAGGUUUCUACGUAGCGUCAUUGUUCACAGCGAUGGCCGCCGGCAUGGUCGGUCUCCUCGCGUGCACCAAGCCCGUGCAGAAGAGUCUGCCCAAGGCCAUCGUCGACGAGGUCGAGGCCAGCGCGCUCUUUCGCUGCCCCGGUGUACCGCUCGUGCCGUGCGUGGCCAUGUUUUUCAAUUGGCUGCUCGUCGUUCAAAUGCCCGUGCCGACGGUCGUCAUGAUGGUGCUCUGGAUCCUGCUCGCGAUUUGUGUCUACUUCGCGUAUGGCGCUCGGUAUGCGAAUCGGCCUCGUUGCGACGUGACGGUAUAGACGACGACCCGUGAGAACGGAGUUCGAUAGAUAUGGUUUGAUAAGACCCAGACCAGAUUGACAUCACUG